Cajanus cajan (pigeon pea) is the source of this 1144-nucleotide messenger RNA. RefSeq lists its product as uncharacterized. The record is from RefSeq and is a predicted model, not a curated record. Lineage: Eukaryota; Viridiplantae; Streptophyta; Magnoliopsida; Fabales; Fabaceae.
AAUCCCUUCUGUAUACAAGCUGUCACCUCUCUCUCUCUCUCUUGCUACGCCCUCUCCUUCUCAUCGCCAAUCCCAAAACCCAACUCACUGAUCCAACCCAACAAACAGCAAUGUUCCCGCACGCAUAAAACCCAAACCUUAAAAAUCCAGAAAAGCAACAAAUUAACAAAACCACACACCAAACGAAGCGAAGCGAAACGAUGUUCCCACGCGUCCUCUGGGCGGUUCUCCUCCUGACUGCGGCGUGGAGCCUGUGCGGGUGCGCGGCGCGGGGCAAUGCGGGGAGCAUCUACGAGGCGCUGAGCGAGCACGGGCUGCCCAUGGGCCUGUUCCCGAAGGGCGUGAAGGAGUUCGCGGUGGGCCAGGACGGGGCCUUCUGGGUCCACCUGGACGAGGCCUGCAACGCCAAGUUCGAGAACGAGUUGCAUUACGAGAGGAACGUCUCGGGGAAGCUCAGCUACGGCAUGAUCGACGCUUUGACGGGCCUGGAGGCCCAGGAUCUCUUCCUCUGGUUCCGCGUCAUGAGCAUCCGCGUCGAUGUUCCCACCACUGGCCUCAUCUACUUCGACGUCGGCGCCGCCUCCAAGCACUUCCCCUUGUCGCUCUUCGAAACGCCCCCCGAAUGCGUCGCCGUUCGCUCUUCCAAGGGUGGAUCUGGAAGGCUUCGAUAUAAGCUUGAUCAGCGAACCUCUGGAAGAGAUGUUCUAUAAAGUAUGGACCGAGCAGAAAAGGGUGAAUGGACUUUUUCUGUUUCACGAUCAUCAUGGAUUCUCCAAUCAGAUUGUAUGCCUUCGGAGAGUAUAAAUUAAUAGGUCCAUUCAUUUGGACCUGUUGUGUUGUGUUGUGUUAUCUCCCAUAUACUGCAGAGUUAGUGUUCUAGAUCAACCCAUGUCGUGGUAAUUUAUUGAUUCAUAGGUUCUUAUAAAAGGGAAGCAAUUGAGAUAAAUUUCCUGAAUCUGUUUCUCAUUGAGAAGAUAGUAAUGGAGCAUUUUGUUGAAAUGGGUUCAGGUGAAAAGUCUACAAAAGAUUUUGUUGUAUGUCAAACGUUAUUGUAUUAUAAGAAUAUAUUGGGGGUGUUUAGUUGAAUCAAAUUUAUGAUAUUAAUUCAAAAUAGAUAGAACCAUUUACACUUUUUAUAUGAAAA